CGUGUCCAGCGGGAGAUGGGCGGUGCAAAGAGGAGGGGCGGGGCCAAUGAGAAGGCGGGGCGGGGAGGAAGGCGGGCCAAUGAGGAGAGGCCGUGCGGAGGGCGGGGCGGACGCCGUUGCCAUGGCAACGCGCGCAGCGGCCUCAUGGCGGCUCGGCCCGGGCCAGGCCCGGCGCUGGCGCUGUCGCUGUUCCCGGUGCUGCUCGCGCUGCUCGUGGUGGCCGCCACCGCCCUUCCGAGCCCCGCCAAGCCCCGCGUCUACCUGAGCAGCUGGGCAGUGCGGGUGGCGGCGGGGCUGAGGGACGCCCGGGCCCUGGCCCGCCGGCACGGGCUGCUCUUCCUGGGCCAGGUGAUGGAGGGAGAGCCCUUUUAUCACUUCAGCCACCGCGGCACCAGGCAGAGAGCCCUGAGCAGGCACUGGGGGUGGCACAUGCGGCUCAGCAGGGACCCCCAGGUCCUGUGGUUCGAGCAGCAGACGCUGAAGAGGCGCUCCAAGAGAGGCACGGGCGUGGUGCCCACGGAUCCCUGGUUCCCCAAGCAGUGGUACAUGAACAACGACAUCCACCCUGACCUGAACAUCCUCACGGCCUGGAGCAGAGGCUACACGGGGCUGGGGGUGGUGCUGACUGUCCUGGAUGACGGGCUGGAGAAGGAUCAUCCCGACCUGGCUGCCAACUACGACCCGCUGGCAAGUUACGACUUCAACAGCAACGACCCCGAUCCCCAGCCCCGAUACAGCGACAGCGACAAGAACUGGCACGGGACACGCUGCGCAGGGGAAGUGGCAGCAGUGGCCAACAAUGGGAUCUGUGGUGCAGGCGUCGCCUACAACGCCAAAAUCGGAGGUGUGAGGAUGCUGGACGGCUCCAUCACGGACAUCGUGGAGGCCCAGGCGCUGAGCCUGCAGCCCCAGUACAUCCACAUCUACAGCGCCAGCUGGGGCCCCGAGGACGAUGGCAGGACGGUGGACGGGCCCGGAGUCCUGGCUGCGGCCGCUUUCCACAGAGGAGUCAUCCAAGGACGGGGCGGGCUCGGCUCCAUCUUCAUCUGGGCCUCAGGCAACGGCGGCACCAACUACGACAACUGCAACUGCGACGGGUACACCAACAGCAUCUACACGGUGUCGGUGGGCAGCGUGCUGGGGGACGGGCACCGGCCCCUCUACAGCGAGAGCUGCCCUGCCAUCCUCACCACCACCUACAGCAGCAGGACCACCAGCAAGGUGCAGAUUGUGACCACUGACCUGCACCACCGCUGCACAGACAAACACACCGGCACCUCCGCCUCGGCCCCGCUGGCCGCAGGCAUGGUGGCCCUGGCACUGGAGGCCAACCCAGCCCUGACCUGGCGUGACCUGCAGCACCUGAUCAUCAGGGCCUCCAAACCCGCUCACCUGCAGGCAGAGGACUGGGCCGAGAACGGCGUCGGCCGCAGGGUGAGCCACUACUACGGCUACGGGCUGCUGGACGCGGGGCUGCUGGUGCAGGCGGCCACCACGUGGACGGGGACUCGGCCCCAGGAGAAGUGUUCGGUCCAGGCCGUGCAGGUCCCCAGGGACAUUGGGUCCAAGCUCACCAUCUCCACGGAUGUCUCCUCGUGCUCCAAGAGCAUCCGCUCCCUGGAGCACGUCCAGGUGCAGCUGUCCCUGAGCUACAGCCGCAGGGGGGACCUGGUGGUGGCUCUGAGCAGCCCCAUGGGGACCACGUCCACGCUGGUGACAGUGCGCCCCUACGACACCAGCCAGGAUGGCUACAAGGACUGGACCUUCAUGUCCACUCACUUCUGGGAUGAGAACCCCAAGGGGAUCUGGACCCUCCAGCUGGAGAACAGGGGUGAUGCCCAAAACACAGGCCAGCUGAACAGCUUCACCCUGCACCUGCAUGGCACGGAUGAGGACAUGCCAGCCAGGCGCUCCGCUGCCACCGCCACCGACGAGUGCCUCAGGAGGGACGAGCAGGGAGCCUGCCAGGACUGUGGCAGCUCCCUGUACACCCACCACGGCUCCUGCCUGUCCUACUGUCCCCCACGUUACUACGGCCGGGCGCGGCGUGCCACCCCUAGGGACACUGCCCUUGUGUGUGCCAGCUGCCACCCCUCCUGCUACACCUGCCAGGGCUCCUCGGCCAACAACUGCACGUCCUGUCCCUCCGGCCACACCUUCCAGGACGUCACCCACACGUGCCAGCAGCCCGCAGAGGACUCCCCCAGCCCGGCGGGGCUGCACAGGCACCUGGUGGUUGUCACUGUCGUCGCCUGCAGCAGCCUGCUUGUGGCAGGGGUGCUGUACCCCACCUACCGCGUGGCUUUCCGUGUUGGCAAAGGAGCUCCGUGCUGUCCCCGGGUCAGGAGGACAGAGUGACGCCAGCCUGGGCUGCCGCAGGGACAGAGCAGGGAUCGUGCCUGCCUCCCGAAAUAAACCGGUUGUUGUCUUUCCA
Molecule: messenger RNA, 2434 nt
Organism: Onychostruthus taczanowskii (white-rumped snowfinch)
Lineage: Eukaryota; Metazoa; Chordata; Aves; Passeriformes; Passeridae
Gene: PCSK4
Product: proprotein convertase subtilisin/kexin type 4
Exons: 15
Coding region: 16-2358 (780 amino acids)
Biological process (GO): peptide hormone processing
Cellular component (GO): trans-Golgi network; Golgi membrane
Molecular function (GO): serine-type endopeptidase activity
Source: RefSeq, a predicted model, not a curated record